AGCAAGUGCUCCUUCCUAUGAAAUAUUCAUAAGCCAGUUUUGUGACUGGUUAGCAAGACAGUAACAUGAUGCUACUUUAUCAGCAUAAGGCUUUGUGGCUGCAGGUGAUUUCUGAUGUUUUUAGACAAAUUACAGUUAUUAUUUUGCACUAAGCUUACUAACAAGCUAAUGUUAUUGUUAAUACAUAAUGUAAGAACAUCCAAUUUCAAGUCACUGUCAUCAUUUGUGAAACCAAUUUCAUUGCAGGACAGGUAUCACAACAAUGUAAAGAAGAACAUAAAUAUCAAUGUUUGGUUCAAAAAAUGCAUCAAAUAAAAUCAUAAUAUCAAGAAGACCAACAGGGUAAUGCAAUCAUUUUUAUCAUUACUGUCAUUGAUUUUCAGGAAUUCACAUUGGAAGGAGUGAUGGAAAACAGUUCUGAUGAAGAGUAUGUGCCUGUGGCAGGCUCAGGCACAGACUAUGAUGUGUCGUGGAAAAGUCUGAGACCAGGGGGUAAAGGAAAAGGGAGAGGAAAAGGUCGCUCGGAGGGUCGGGGAAGGACACGCUCAAGGGGUGAGGGCAGCAGGUCGAGGUCCAGAGCUCCUUCAAGAGGACCAGGGCGCCGGGGUAGGCAGCGAACAUCAGCUUUCAGAGAAGAGGACCGAGACCGGCUUGCACAGCUGAGAGCUGCCAGUAUAGUUGAGAUGCAGACAGCUUUACAACACCUGAGCCAGGAGGAGAGAGAUUAUAUUCUCGAGAGAGUGGUGAUCCGUCUUCCAGGGGUGAUGCUGGAUAUCCUGGAGUUUCGGCAAGAGACGCCAGGACACCAUCUUCCUGAUCGAGGGCAGCCUGUGUGGUGCACUUGCCAGAACGGCCGACGCAUGCCUACACAGAUUGAAAAUCUGUGCUGUAGGCAGGUUCCGGAACUCUGUCUAAGCAGAAGUGCUCACCUGGAGCUAUACUGCUUGGAUGAGGGCACACUGUGUCUAGUGAGGAUGACCUGGAACGACAUCUUCGCCUUAGAGGACAACCAAGAUGUGGGCACAGACAACCGAGAGUUUCGUUUUGCUGCGUAUCGUCAGUUUACAAUCUGGCAACAUGGGCGUCUGGGAAGAGGAAGUCGGAGACCAAUUCCAAGCUGCUGUGUUCUACGUAUACGGGAGAAAUUCCCUGAUCCAUUUGGGAAUUACACUGGUUACAAAGAAGCACCAUUUAGGGUUGCAGACUAAAAAUCCAAACCGUUUAUCUACAACUACAUUAGUUCCAAAACACCAAUACCUCAAAAUAACUUUAGCUGAAGACAGCAUUUUCACCCAAAAAUAAACAAACUGUUUGUGCAAUAUAUUUAUUUUUAUUUAUGUACAAAAAAGUUCUGUUAUUUGCAUUUGUACAUAGUAUUUUUCUUAAUUUCUAAUAAAUCAGUGUGCAUGAAAGAAGUCAUUCCUGUCCUUUGAUGCUUCACGUAGCUGGGGCCUUUAUGGAGAGAGAACAGCAGCAUUAGAUCAUAUAGCAAGGCUCCAUCCAAUCUGGUAACUGUCAUUUCAACUUGACCUUGGCACAACAGAAAAGUGAUGUGUUGUGCAGGUAGAGUGAACAUUACAAAUAGUUCCAGACUUAUAAAUGAAUUACUGGUGUUCUUCUGUAUAUUCUUACUUUGUGACUCAUAAUAGUCUUCUUUUUUUCUUAUGUAACACAGUUUGGGUAGAUGUUUUUUCCUUUUAUAUGCAGGCAGCAGAGGGACAAUGUCGCCAUCUGCUGCCUGCAUAUAAAUGGAAGCGACGUCUCGAACAGCUGGCGACUCUGGCGAAGGCGUAAGUGAUCCGACUGAAACAUGAAAGGUAAAAAUACAUCUACCCAAACUAUGUUAAAUAGGAAAAAAGAAGACAAAUACUGGUGUAUUAUAAUUGGUGAUACAUCCAAAACUGCAAAAAGGUGCAGCAGAUGGCUUGUGAAACUGAAUAUUUUAUGCUGAGGUUUAUUUAUUUAUUUUAACCAGUACAACAAUAAACAUAAUUAGAAUUGAGCUGGCAAGAAAUGUGGGAUUUUGUUGAAUGACACACCUGUCC
This is a messenger RNA of Nothobranchius furzeri (turquoise killifish), 2045 nucleotides long. Lineage: Eukaryota; Metazoa; Chordata; Actinopteri; Cyprinodontiformes; Nothobranchiidae. The record is from RefSeq and is a predicted model, not a curated record.